AUGUCCACCACCUCGAUUGCGAAGAAGAACAAGGGGAAGAAAGUUGCCGAUCCCAAUGAGACGUCCAAGUUACUCGCAGCCAAGAUCUCUCAACUGGAGCAAGAUGCGGCUGGGGAAAAGGACCAGGAACAAGAGAUUGAGCGCGAAGUGAAGAAGGCGACCCGUGACCUAAACCAACUCCUUAACAACAUCGAAUCCCCCAUGACCCGUCUGGAAACCGUCCACAAAAAGUAUACCGAGCUAUUAGCAGACAUGAAAAAGCUGGAUCGGGAUUAUUCCAAGAGCAAAAAGCGCGCAGAUCAAUUGCAGAAGGAUCAGGAAAAGGGAAAAUCAGAGUUGAACAAAACCGUGACCAUGAAGGACAAGCUGGAGAAACUCUGUCGCGAGUUGACUAAGGAAAACAAAAAAGUGAAGGACGAAAACAAGAAGCUUGACGACACGGAAAAGAAAGCUCGCCUGAUUGUGAACGAACGACUUGACUCCCUCCUCUACGACAUUCAAGACGUCAUGGCUGCCAAGGGAAACCCUCGCAAUGAGAAAGUGGAUAUUGAUCUGGAUGAAGCCCUUCGUGCGAAGCUGAAGACCAUCAGCGAGCAAUUUGAUACCCGCGAACUCCAUUACAAAUCCCUCCUCCGCAGUAAGGACGCCGAGAUCCAGAGUCUUACUGCCAAGUAUGAGGAGCAACGCCGAACCGCCGAUAACGAGACUGCUCGGGGUCGUGCUCUGAGCGCCCAGGUCUCAACCUUCUCUCACACCGAAGCCGAGCUCCGCAGUCAGCUGAACAUUUAUGUUGAGAAGUUUAAGCAGGUUGAAGACACUCUGAACAACAGCAAUGAACUCUUCUUGACCUUCCGCAAGGAGAUGGAGGAGAUGUCCAAGAAGACAAAACGACUCGAGAAGGAAAACCACACCCUCAAUCGAAAGCACGAACAGACCAAUCGCAACAUCCUUGAGAUGGCCGAGGAGCGUACUCGCAACCAAGAGGAACUUGAGAGAUGGCGCCGCAAGUGCCAGCACCUUGAAGCCUUGUGCCGACGCAUGCAGGCCCAAGGCCGCGGUGAAGGCUUGGCUGAGGGUGACGACCACCUGGAUCACGAUGAUGAGGGCACUGAGAGCGAGUACGACGAUGACUACGAAGAUGAGGACGACUUGAGCGAUGAAGGAGACCUCGACGGACAUGAUCAUGAUCGUGAUAUCCCCCGAGCCGGCGGCCCUACCGAGCGACCCGUCUUCGGGCCACCCCCACCACCCAAUCUUCUGGAGGCCCGGGCUACCAAGAACGCCGUUCUCAACGGGUGCCACUAA
Molecule: messenger RNA, 1305 nt
Organism: Penicillium cataractarum
Lineage: Eukaryota; Fungi; Ascomycota; Eurotiomycetes; Eurotiales; Aspergillaceae
Product: taxilin
Exons: 5
Coding region: 1-1305 (434 amino acids)
Molecular function (GO): syntaxin binding
Source: RefSeq, a predicted model, not a curated record